This is a messenger RNA of Centruroides sculpturatus (bark scorpion), 1564 nucleotides long. It is a transcript of the gene elgi, whose product is annotated as E3 ubiquitin-protein ligase NRDP1-like. Gene Ontology annotation, molecular function: ubiquitin protein ligase activity. Gene Ontology annotation, biological process: positive regulation of JNK cascade; regulation of canonical NF-kappaB signal transduction; tumor necrosis factor-mediated signaling pathway. NCBI's taxonomy places the organism in Eukaryota, Metazoa, Arthropoda, Arachnida, Scorpiones, Buthidae. Bases 159 to 1091 code for a protein of 310 amino acids. Gene Ontology annotation, cellular component: plasma membrane signaling receptor complex. The record is from RefSeq and is a predicted model, not a curated record. The transcript has 8 exons.
AAAAUUAAAAGUUGUGUCCAAUUUAAUAUAAUUUUAUCUGGCAAUUAUCUUAUUUAUCUGUUGAUUUAAUACUGUUGUUAAGUUUUAUUCACAAUCCUUGUAUUAUAUCCUGCAGUAUUCUGGGUCCCAAUUAAAGGUCAUGGAAUAAAAAUAGCAAUAUGGGUUAUGAAGUAGCAAGAUUUGUGGGUGAUGUUGACGAAGAAUUAAUCUGUCCAAUAUGUUCAGGAGUGCUAGAAGAUCCUUUACAAGCGCCUCAAUGUGAACAUGCUUUUUGUAAAGAAUGUAUAAAUGAAUGGUUAGCUCAUCAACCAUCUUGUCCAGUAGAUCGUCAGCCUAUAACUCCUGCUGAUCUUAAAGCAGUUCCUCGAAUUUUACGAAAUUUAUUGUCCCGUCUACAAAUUUCCUGUGAUAAUUCUUCAUUUGGUUGCACUGUUGUAGUAAAAUUAGAUAGAUUAGCCAUGCAUAGGGAAGAAUGUGAGCAUAAUCCUAAACGUCCAGUACCAUGUGAACAAGGUUGUGGAUUAGUAAUUCCAAAAGAUGAAUUAAAGGAACAUAACUGUGUGAAAGAAUUAAGAAUUUUAGUACAAAAUCAACAACAAAAGUUAAAUGAUUUGCAGCUUCAGCUUAAUGAACAAAGAAGAGAACUUAAUUUAUUAAAAGAAUGUAUCAGAGCUAUUAGACUUUCGAGUCCUUCAAUACCAGCCAUUGUUGAAUCUAUUGAACAAGAUGAAGUUGUAAGAUGGGCUAGUUCUUUACAGAGGGCGAGAGUUACUAGAUGGGGAGGAAUGAUAUCGACUCCCGAUGCUGUUCUUCAGUCCAUGGUUAGAAGAGCAUUGAGUGAAAGCGGAUGUCCCCCGCACAUAAUCAACGACUUGAUGGAAAAUGCUCACGAGCGCAGAUGGCCACCCGGACUGAGCACGCUGGAAACACGUCAAAUGAAUCGCCGCUAUUACGAAAAUUACGUCUGCAAGCGCAUACCCGGCAAGCAGGCGGUGGUUGUUAUGGCUUGUGAUAAUUCCCACAUGAAUGCGGACAUGUUGUUGGAGCCUGGUUUAGUAAUGAUAUUUGCCCAUGCUCUGUCGACCAUGUGAAAAGAUUAUCCACACUAGGAGCAUUAGGAUGACGAAGAUGACAGAAGUCUUUGGCCCAGUGGUUCAUUUUAUUACAAUAUUUAAUAUAAUUUUGUUGUGGAAAACCUCAUCAUUAUGCUAAACUUUAAAUUUGUAUUGCUUAAAAAUGACAUUCCAUUUAAUUUUGAGCAUCUAAAAAACAUUCCUAAAAUUUGAGUGCAAUUGUUAUAUUGUUGGAGGAUUAUUAUUAUUAUUACUUUUUUCCCCAAACAUUUUAAGUUUUUUAACCUAAACAAAGUAUGACUUGUUGCAUGUCAAAAUAUGUUAUUACUAGAAUAGUGUUGCUUGCCAAAUUCUAUUGCUUUUGUGUAAUAUAUUUGGGCUUUCCAAUGUAAAUAUAAGUGUGCCAAAUUGGAUUACGGUAUUAGUAAAUGUUAAAAAGAUUUUUGGCGUGUGUAUUUAUAUGACUGAAAAUAAAUUGUUUUUAUAAAGUU